This is a messenger RNA of Guyanagaster necrorhizus, 1152 nucleotides long. RefSeq lists its product as uncharacterized. The record is from RefSeq and is a predicted model, not a curated record. Bases 1 to 1152 code for a protein of 383 amino acids. The transcript is spliced from 4 exons. NCBI's taxonomy places the organism in Eukaryota, Fungi, Basidiomycota, Agaricomycetes, Agaricales, Physalacriaceae.
AUGGGUCCACCUCUCCAGAUCACCACCCAUCAUUUCUGCAGAUCCCGGGUGAACGUUGUGGCGGGUCGGCUUGGAUGUGGGGAAACAGACGUUGAACUUGGCAAGGAAGAAGCACCCGUGUGUAAUGAUACCGCCAAGCGCGCUGGGAAAGGUACCGACCGGGUCCAGGGAGCCUUUUCAUAUCACCAAAAGUCAACUCGCCGUCCGUCCCGUGGUAGAUCUGGCGCUAAGCAAGCGUCGGGUCCGAGUUCAUCCGCCCCGCCGGUUCCUCUGUGCCGCGAGACAUACGAGAUCAGAAACAUAGACAGGGGGGGUGGUGGGGGUGGGGGUACCUAUGGGUCCAUGUUUUCUCGUGGAGGAGGCGGAGAUUACGCGGGGGGGUCCCUUUCGCAUGGAGAAGCUCAAUUCCAGACUUCGUUCGCUCGACACACUACGUGGACCCACAAGAUCAUCGGUGAUCUCGAAUACAGCAGUAGUGGUAGUAGUACGUACGUACGUACAGCGUCAAUCAUUGUUAAUGGGCGCAACAUCAUCCCUCGAUCGUCGAGCCGAGUCAUGCGCCGUUCGGUAAUGAUUUGUGCCGCUCACCGUCCUGCCGCGGUAGUAGAUCCAGGAAAAUCCAAGGAAGAACUGAGACCGACACGGAGUGUGAUGCGGCGUCAGACCUGGCGCUGUCCUGGCCUGGCAGACCCAGAAUUUAGCCAGCACCAACGCCAGACUCACACGUUCGCUCGGCGACGAGGGCAAAUUUCAGACUCCAAAACACAUGUUUAUGACCAAGACCAACACCGACACCGACACGGCAUGUGCAUGCAUCAGAUCCAAGUUAUUCAUCCGACCGGUGUUGGAAAGCCCUCCACCUAUCUCGGGCAGACUAACUGCAAACGGAGUUGCUGCACCACACCACACUAUCUCCGAGUCGUAUCAACCGCCUACAGAUUUAUCUGCGUCCUGCAUGCGGAAAUCAAAGCUCCCCUACGUGCAGAGAUGGAUCCGGACUCGGGGGUACCACGGCGGGCGGGCUGUUGUUUUCUUCCGUUCAGAUAUCGGCAACCCGAGCCGUUAUAUGUACCCUCGUAUAACGACGAAUCCUCAGUAUACACAUAUCCUCUGUCAAUGCCACCUCGUGCCCCAGCAUUGUUCGUUAUUUAA